Sebastes umbrosus (honeycomb rockfish) is the source of this 1078-nucleotide messenger RNA. It is a transcript of the gene nme5, whose product is annotated as NME/NM23 family member 5. Bases 217 to 864 code for a protein of 215 amino acids. The record is from RefSeq and is a predicted model, not a curated record. NCBI's taxonomy places the organism in Eukaryota, Metazoa, Chordata, Actinopteri, Perciformes, Sebastidae. The transcript is spliced from 5 exons. Gene Ontology annotation, biological process: GTP biosynthetic process; CTP biosynthetic process; UTP biosynthetic process. Gene Ontology annotation, molecular function: nucleoside diphosphate kinase activity.
ACAGUCAUUAUAAACAGCACACUGCUUUAAACGAGCCUAUUUAACUGUGGACAAGUUUAACUACUUAAGUUUACCAGCUACACGUAAUGUUACAUGUUACUAACGUAUAGAUCUAAUUACUGGUUAACGUUAUAGAGUUUAGUCGACAGGACUGAAGGAAAGUAUAGUAGUCUAACGUUAUAAGCUAACAGCUAACGUUACAGAUGUUAGUGCAGCAUGCUGGAGGAGAUGGAGACAACUUUACAUCCUCGCAUCUUUGUGGACAAAACUCUGGCUCUGAUUAAACCAGAUGCCAUCCACAAGGCUGAGGAGAUUGAGGACAUCAUCCUUAAAUCUGGCUUCAUUAUCCUGCAGAAGCGGAUGCUGCAGCUGAGUCCAGAGCAAUGCAGUGACUUCUACGCAGACCAGUAUGGAAAGCUCUUCUUUCCCAGCUUGACUGCCUUCAUGAGCUCCGGUCCCGUUGUUGCCAUGACACUGGCCCGUGAAAACGCCAUCGCCCACUGGAAGUCCAUCAUCGGGCCGGUCAACAACACCAAGGCCAAAGAAACUCAUCCAGAGUGCCUUAGAGCAAAAUAUGGCAUUUCAGACCUUAGAAACGCACUCCAUGGCAGCGAUUCAUUUCCAGCGGCUGAAUGGGAGAUCAAAUUCAUGUUCCCAAACUCUGUAAACGAGCCCUUUCCCUCGAAAGAUGCCACCAAAGAAUACCUGAGCAGGCAUGUAAACCCGACUCUGCUGCGUGGACUCACUGAGCUCUGCAAGCACAAGCCCCUCAACCCCGGUAUUUGGCUCGCUGACUGGCUGAUCAACAACAAUCCAAACAAGCCUCGAUUAUCUGAUGGAGCUAUUGUGGAACAAGCAGAAUGACAACAUGGGAAAAAAAGAGGGACGAAUACAUAAUAUCAAAUGUUAAUUUUUUAAACUAUGAUGGAAUUAAAUGUCUUUUCAGCACUAAUCAUCUGUUUUCAGGUAAAGCUGGCCUAUUUAUAAACCAUUUGUUCUUCCGUUAACACUUCUUUAAAGGGUGUGAUUUGAUUCAUAACCCAACAUUAAAAUUCAACAGGUUUAUUAUAAGAACACU